This is a messenger RNA of Nicotiana tabacum (common tobacco), 2288 nucleotides long. The record is from RefSeq and is a predicted model, not a curated record. Lineage: Eukaryota; Viridiplantae; Streptophyta; Magnoliopsida; Solanales; Solanaceae.
CCGCCCCUCUACCCUUCUCCACUUAAAUACCAGGCUUUGCUUUGCAUGGUGUGGGGGCUUGAACCUGUGACCUAAGACACAAAUCCACCAUCCUUUGCCACUUGAGCUAGGCCCUGGGGGCAUUUGCAAGACAAGUUAAGAAGGAUCUUUUGACAUUAAACACAUCAUAUGAUGGAUCAUGUACAAGCCAUGAUUUUCCUUUCCAUGAUUCGGGCUUCCCAUUGAGCAGUAAUGCAUUCUUUGACAAAGGAACAGCAAGGAACAAAAGGAGUCAGUAUAAUAAGUCGCUAAUUCUUCCAAAGCACCAAAUACAUAAGAAAGAUCUCUUGGUUCAGGAAAUGCUUUAGCUUUUCGAUCUUGAUAAUCUAAACAAAUCUCUUGGUGUAAUUUAUCUUCAAAUUCUGUUGGCUUGACAAUCUUAUAUUUUUUUCUUGUGGGGAGAAUCCUACCUUGUAAGACAGUUAGGUAUUCCUUUAGUAAUCUUGAUGUUAGGUACUUUUCUGAAUAUGGUAUGUGUUCUAUUCUCAGUGAGAUUCCUCAUAGGUUGCAAUGUAAAUAAUAGAUUGCUUUCAAAGCCAAAAUAAUUGUUGCAAGAUUACAAUUGUCUCCUCGAUACAUAUACAUCAUGUUUCGUCCUUUUGCGGUCUCCUUCAUGAUACUAUUUUACAGUUUUGUAGUUCAUCUUCUUUGGUAUAAGCAACAGAGAUGAAAACUUGGCAGCAUCUUUUGUAGGUGGCAAGAAAAUGACCUCGCCACAACUUUUUAUAUUGAAAUAUAAUUUUUGAAACAUAAAAUUCCAUUCAUGCCAUAAGGAUGGUUGUUCGGUCUUGAAACCUUUCUAGUUAUUCCAUAUGACAAUAACUGGAGUAAUAUGUAGAGAUAAAAAUGAAAGAUUCCUAACUUAUUUUCCCAUUAUUUUCUCCUACUUUCAGGUACAUCUAGCUUUUAAUUGAGUACAUAUCUUCUGGAUCAUCAAAUAAACGUGGGUAAUUGACUAUUGAAUCGACACCUAAUGGGGGCUGGGGAAGAAAGCACCCCUGCAAAGCCUUCAAAAGCUACUUCAGCUCAGGAGACACAAGCUACACCUUCAUAUCCUGAUUGGUCAAGUUCUAUGCAGGCUUAUUAUGGUGCUGGAGCUGCACCUCCCUUCUUUUCCCCAACUGUUGCUAGUCCUACUCCCCAUCCAUACAUGUGGGGAGGCCAGCAUCCACUUAUGCCUCCUUAUGGUGCUCCAGUCCCAUAUCCAGCUUUAUAUCCUCCUGCUGGAGUUUAUGCUCAUCCUAAUAUUCCCAUGACUCCAAACCCACUGCAGGCAAAUCCAGAAUCAGAUAGUAAGGCAACUGAUCCUAAGGACCAGAGUACAAGCAAAAAAUUAAAGGGAUAUACAGGUGGCAAGGCAGGAGAAAGUGGGAAAGCGACUUCAGGUUCUGGAAAUGACGGUGCCACAAGGAGUGCUGAAAGCGGAAGUGAAGGUUCAUCAGAUGCAAAUGAUGAAAAUGAUAACCAUGAAUUUUCUGCAAACAAGAGUAGAAACUUUGAUCUAAUGCUUGCAAAUGGAGCCAGUUCUCAGAACAAUCCUGCAACAGGGAAUCCAGUUGCUAUGCCUGCAACUAAUCUGAAUAUCGGGAUGGAUUUGUGGAAUGCAUCGUCUGCCGGUCCUGGAAUGAUUAAAAUGCGAUCAAAUCAAUCUGGUAUCACACCAGCUCCUGGGAUAGGACGUGAAUGGAUUCAGGAUGAACGUGAACUUAAAAGGCAAAAGAGAAAGCAAUCUAAUCGAGAAUCAGCUAGGAGGUCAAGAUUACGCAAACAGGCUGAGUGUGAAGAGCUACAACAGAGGGUAGAGACAUUGAGCAAUGAGAAUCAUGCACUCAAAGAGGAGAUGCGAAAGCUCUCGGAGGAAUGUGAGAAGCUUACCUCGGAGAAUAAUUCGAUAAAGGAAGAGUUGACGAGGUUGUGUGGGCCAGAGGGGGUGUCCAAGCUAGAGAGUAAUGCCAAUGCCACGCAUCUUCAGUCCAAUGUUGAGGAAGCUAACAGUUAAGGACAAGCCAUGACAGAGUAGGUGAUUUUGGUUAAAAUGCUCACAAAUCUCUUACGGCGCUCAAGAAAUUUAUAGCUUGUAUGUACAUUAGAAUGAGAAAUUUCUGUUUUUCUACUAAUUUAUGCCCCUUUAACUGUUUUGAGUAUAAUUUGUAAUAUCAAUUCAUGAAUUUGUAACCCGGGUUGAAUUUGAAUAUAUGACAACAUUGUAGAAGUAACUGAAUAACCGAAACAUAAUUUUUCAGGUACUC